AUGAAGCUGGUGGUCGAGGUCGCCGGCGCGCGCGACCUGCCGGCGAGGCGGGGCCGCGGCGGCGUGUCCCCGUUCGUGCAGGUCGCGUUCGGCGGCCAGCGCCACGCGACGGCCGUGAGGCCGCCCGGCGAGGCCAACCCGACGUGGAACGAGACGCUCGUGUUCGCGGUCGACGCGAGGACGGCCCGCGGCGGGCGCAGCCUCUCGGACGGCUCCAUCGACGUCGGGGUGUACCACCGGCGGGCCUCCGGCGGCAAGAGCUGCCUCGGUCGCGUCCGCCUGUUCGGCGCGGCCGUCGCGCCGUCCGCCGAGGAGGCCGUGCUCCUGCGCUGCCCCCUCGACAAGCCCAGCUUCUUCGCCUCCGCCCGCGGCGAGGUCGCGCUCCGGCUCUACUUGGCGCCGUACGCGUCGCCGUCCACUUCCGCCGCCGCCGCCAACGCGCCGGCGGGGAAUGCCUACUCCAGCACGUAUGCUACGACGACCUUCAACGACACCGCCUCCAUGGACGGUCCGGAGACGGUCGUCGGAGGCGCGAGCACGCAGUCAGCUCCAGCAACGAUCAAGAGGAAAACCAAGAAGAAAGAGCCGGUGCAAGUGUUCCACUCCAUCCCAACACAGUCCAGCACGGGGUCACUGAUCUUCCCGCCGCCGCCGCCGCCGCCGCCGCCGUUCGUGCCACCAACCGCCGGAGUCCCAGCAAAAGGUGCCGACAAGAAGGCGCCGGCGCCCGCCACCGCCGACGAUGCCAAGGCGGCGGAGUACCUCAUGGUCGACAAGUUGGAAUUCCUCUACGUCAAUGUAGUGCGCGCCUCCAACCUCCCCGGCAUGAACCUCACAUUGGGCAUCGACCCCUACGUCGAGGUCCGGGUCGGGAACUACUCGGCGGCGACACGGCACGCGGUGAGGAACCACUACCCGGAGUGGAACCAAGUGUUCGCCUUCUCAAAGGAUCACCUCCAAUCAGAUGUUGUAGAGGUGAUUGUCAAGGACAGGAACCUCAUUGUCUGGGACAGCUUCGUUGGGAAAGUUGUCCUGCCCAUCGUCGACGUGCCAAGCUCGGCUCCUCCGAAUCGCCCUCCGGCAGCGCAAUGGUACGGGCUCAAGGGCGCCAAGGACGGCCAGUGGACCGGCGGCGAGAUCAUGCUCGCCGCAUGGAAGGGGUCCCAGUCCGACGAGGCCUUCGCCGGCGCGCUGCACGCCGGCGCGCACGACCUCUCGCCGAGCGCCGUGGCUGCCACUCAGGCCAAGAGCUACCACGCGCCGCGGCUGUGCUACCUCCGGUGCCACGUCAUGGCGGCGCAGGACCUGGUUCACCCUGACCGGGGCCGGUCGCGGCCGAGCGUGUUCGCGAGGGUGCAGCUCGGCGCGCAGAGGUGGGAGACCCGGGCGUCGCCGAGCGCCAGGUGGGACCAGGACUUCUUCCUCGUCGCGGCGUGGCCGUUCGAGGAGCCGCUGGUGAUCACCGUCAUGGACGGCUCCUCGCCGGGGCGGCACGAGGUGCUGGGCCGGCUCGUCCUCCCCAAGAGCAGCAUCAAGGUGCAGCAGUUCGACAAGAAGAAGUUCAAGCCGCCGGCGCCGUCGUGGUUCGACCUCGAGGGGCCGCAUUCCGACGGGAACGGGGGCGGCGACGGCCGGGACAGGGGAUGGCGCCACGAGUUCCGGAGCAAGAUACAGCUGUGCGUCUACUACGAUGCCGCGUACCACGUCCUCGACGAGCUGACGACGUACGCCAGCGACUUCGAGCCGUCGGCGAAGCAGCUCCGGAAGCCGGCGCCCGUCGGCGUCCUCGAGCUCACCGUCCUUCGAGCGACCGGCCUCCCGUCGACGAAGAAGCGCCCGAACGGCGGGCGGGCGGCCGUCGACGCGUACUGCGUCGCCAAGUACGGGCAGAAGUGGGUCCGGACGCGCACGCUCGUCGACACGGCCUCGCCGAGCUGGCAGGAGCAGUUCACGUUCGACGUGUUCGACCCAUGCACCGUGCUCACCGUCGCCGUCUUCGGCAGCCACCAGCUGGUCGGCGUCGGGGAGGACCCGCGGCGCGGUGCGACGGACGCGCCGCUGGGCAAGGUCCGCAUCCGCGUCUCGACGCUGGGCUCCGGCCGCAGGUACGAGCAGCCGCACCCGCUGUUCGUGCUGCGGCCCGACCGGCUCGCCCGGUGCGGCGAGCUCCACCUCGCCGUGCGGUUCACGCCCACGGCGUGGGUGAGCAUGCUGUCCCUGUACCUCCGCCCGACGCUGCCAAACCAGCACUACGCGAAGCCGAUCCCGACGCACCUGCUCCCGGCGCUCCGGCGCGCCGCCGUGGACGUCGUCACCGCCAGGCUGGCGCGCGCCGAGCCGCCGCUGCGCGCGGAGGUCGUGCACUACCUCCUCCGCGACCCGUCGGCGCACCCGAGCCCCGCCGUGCCGGAGUUCUCGGCCUACAGCAGGCGCCGGUCCCUCGCCGCGCGCGCGCGCCUCCGCGACGUGCUCGCCCCGGUCGCCGCGCUCGCGGCGUGGCUCCGGGGCGUCCGCGGCUGGAACCACCCGCCCACCACCGUCCUCGUCCAGCUCCUGCUCCUGAUGCUGACGUGGCAGCCCAAGCUGAUCCUGCCGACCUUCUUCCUGUACCUCUUCGCCGCCGGCGCGUGGAACUACUUCCGGCGGCGGCCGGCGGGGCCGGCGCGGAUGGAGCACUACGCCGACGGCGUGCACCCGGGCAUGCUCGAGGAGGAGUUCGACGCGGGGCCGGCGUCGGGGACCCCACCGCACCUUGUGGAGUGGCGGUACCUGCAGCUCUGGGAGGCGGCGGCGCGCGUCCAGACGUUUAUCGGGGACGUGGCCACGCAGGGGGAGCGCGCGCACGCGCUGCUCGCGUGGAGGGACGGCCGCGCCACGGCGCUCGCGCUCGCGGCGGCGGCCGCGCUCGCCGCCGUGACCUACGCGGUGCCGUUCCGGGCGCUGGUGGCCGCCGCGGGGCUCUACGCGACGAGGCACCCGCUGCUGAGGCGGAGGAAGGGGCGGCCGUCGGCGCUGAUGUGCUUCUUCCGGCGGCUGCCGUCCAAUGCCGACGUCAUGCUCUGA
Molecule: messenger RNA, 3063 nt
Organism: Panicum hallii
Lineage: Eukaryota; Viridiplantae; Streptophyta; Magnoliopsida; Poales; Poaceae
Product: FT-interacting protein 1-like
Exons: 1
Coding region: 1-3063 (1020 amino acids)
Source: RefSeq, a predicted model, not a curated record